AUGACUGAAAUUAUGAUCUAUUCAAGUGGAAGUUUGUUUUGUGUGGGAGAUGGUAACAGUGACCACUACUGUUGGCAAAGGCCAGAGGAUAUGACCACCGACCGUCAUGCUUACAAGAUUGACCCUAACCCAGGGUCGGAUCUCGCCGGUGAAACCGCAGCAGCCAUGGCUGCGGCCUCAAUCGUCUUCCGCCGCUCAAACCCUGCAUAUUCCAGUGAGCUUCUUCGCCACGCCUACCAGUGUUCGGCGCAUAAUUUGAUUCAUGGUAUCACUUUGACCUGUCCAUCACGGGUAAUUGUAAUUAUGACCGUACAGAUAAAUCGUACUAGCAGAUCUUAUUCGUUUCUCACGCGCCAACUAUUCGAAUUUGCUGAUAAAUACAGAGGCAAAUAUGACAGCAGCAUCACAGUUGCCCAAAAAUACUACCGAUCCGUCAGUGGCUACAACGACGAGUUGUUGUGGGCCGCUGCAUGGCUUUACCAAGCUAGUAACAACCAGCACUACUUGAACUAUCUUGGAAACAAUGGUGACUCUAUGGGUGGAACCGGCUGGGCCAUGACUGAGUUUGGUUGGGACGUCAAGUACGCUGGGGUUCAGACCCUUGUCGCCAAGUUCUUAAUGCAAGGUAAAGCUGGUCUCCAUGCACCAGUAUUUGAGAGGUACCAUGAGAAGGCAGAGUACUUCAUGUGUUCAUUGAUUGGAAAGGGUAGCCGUAAUGUCCAGAAGACUCCUGGUGGUUUGAUUUUCCGACAGAGAUGGAAUAACAUGCAAUUCGUAACUAGUGCCUCGUUCUUGGCCAUUGUGUACUCCGACUAUCUCACGUCCUCUAGCGGAAGCUUUAAGUGUGCUGCUGGCAAUGUUGCACCAUCCGAGCUUCUUUCUUUUGCAAAAUCUCAGGUGGAUUACCUUCUUGGAGACAAUCCAAGAGCUACAAGUUACAUGGUUGGUUAUGGGAACAAUUACCCACGACAAGUUCACCACCGGGGUUCUUCAAUUGUUUCAAUCAAGGUUGACCCUAAAUUUGUUGCCUGCCGGCAAGGUUAUGCCACUUGGUAUUCAAGGAAAGCAAAUGAUCCUAAUGUCCUCACUGGUGCCUUGGUUGGAGGGCCUGAUGCAUACGAUAAUUUUGCUGAUGAAAGGGAGAAUUAUGAACAAACAGAACCUGCUACCUAUAACAAUGCUCCCCUUCUUGGCAUAUUGGCUAGACUAGGUGGUGGACAUGGUGGUUAUAACCAGCUCCUUCCUGGUAUGUAUAGCCUGUAUACCCAUUUAAGUCGUAUGGUUUUAACUUUUUCUUUCACGCGUAUUCCAUCAAUCAGGAUGAUCAUGAUAUUGGCUUUUCCUGCAGUGGUUGUCCCAGCUCCUAAUCCUGCUAUUAAAUGUCAGGAUCUGACUCGGGAAUUUUGUUUUACAGCCUCAUCUUCUAGUCCAAUUACCAUAGAGCAGAAGAUGACAACUUCCUGGAAUGACAAGGGAAAAACUUACUACAGAUAUUCCAUAGUAGUGACCAACAAGUCUAACAAGACUGUGAAGGAUCUCAAGCUUUCUAUAUCAAAGCUUUAUGGUCCUCUAUGGGGACUCACUAAGUCUGGCAAUUCUUAUGGUUUCCCAACAUGGCUCAGUGCUCUACCAGCUGGAAAGAGUCUUGAGUUUGUAUACAUCCAUUCUGCUUCUCCUGCUGAUGUCUCAGUUUCAAGCUACAAUUUGGCUUAA
This is a messenger RNA of Durio zibethinus, 1713 nucleotides long. The record is from RefSeq and is a predicted model, not a curated record. Lineage: Eukaryota; Viridiplantae; Streptophyta; Magnoliopsida; Malvales; Malvaceae.